AUGUCCUCCCACCCUGGCCCAUCUAAGCCUUCAGCUUCUAAAGAGAGCUGUGAGCACCCUGGGAGCCAGACAGGGGACGAGCAAGGUUGGCAGGUUGCCAUGGCAUCUAGACCCAACAUGAUGGCCCCCAUUUGCCUGGUGGAAAACAGCAAUGAGCAGCUGUCAGUGAAUCAGGAAGCUCUAGAGAUUCUUGACCAGAUUUCUCAGCCAGUGGUGGUUGUGGCCAUUGCAGGAUUGUAUCGUACAGGCAAAUCCUACUUGAUGAAUCGGCUUGCAGGACAGAAUCACGGUUUCCCUCUGGGCUCUACGGUGCAGUCUCAAACCAAGGGCAUCUGGAUGUGGUGUGUGCCUCACCCCUAUAAGCCUGAUUGCACUCUGGUCCUUCUAGACACCGAGGGCCUGGGAGAUGUGGAAAAGGGCGACCCUAAGAAUGACUCAUGGAUCUUUGCCCUGGCCGUGCUGCUAUGUAGUAGCUUCGUCUACAACAGCAUGAGCACCAUCAACCAGCAGGCCCUGGAGCAGCUGCAGUAUCCUUCCAGGAACCAAACCUACAUGGAGGCUAUGGGGAUGGAGAUCCAGGAUUUCUCCCUGGAGCUGGAGUUAAAUGGUCACCCUGUCACAGAAGAUGAGUACCUGGAGAAUGCCUUGAAGCUGGUUCCAGGUAACACAGUGUAG
Molecule: messenger RNA, 675 nt
Organism: Eptesicus fuscus (big brown bat)
Lineage: Eukaryota; Metazoa; Chordata; Mammalia; Chiroptera; Vespertilionidae
Product: guanylate-binding protein 6-like
Exons: 6
Coding region: 1-675 (224 amino acids)
Biological process (GO): defense response to Gram-positive bacterium; defense response to protozoan
Molecular function (GO): GTP binding; GTPase activity
Source: RefSeq, a predicted model, not a curated record